Molecule: messenger RNA, 1249 nt
Organism: Phoenix dactylifera (date palm)
Lineage: Eukaryota; Viridiplantae; Streptophyta; Magnoliopsida; Arecales; Arecaceae
Gene: ALPHA-SNAP2
Product: alpha-soluble NSF attachment protein 2
Biological process (GO): SNARE complex disassembly; intracellular protein transport
Cellular component (GO): SNARE complex; vacuolar membrane
Molecular function (GO): soluble NSF attachment protein activity; syntaxin binding
Source: RefSeq, a predicted model, not a curated record
UCGAGUUGCAGCCCGGAGCCCAUUUUGCCCUCUCCAUACCUCUCGCCUUUGUGCCUCCCACCUUUUCUCCCGAACUACCGAGAAGAAGAGGAAGGAAAGGAGAAGAAGAGAUUGGGGGCGAUGGCGGAUCAGUCGGCGAGGGCGGAGGAAUUCGAGAAGAAGGCGGAGAAGAAGCUCAGCGGAUGGGGUCUCUUCGGUUCCAAGUACGAGGACGCCGCCGAUUUGUACGAAAAGGCGGCGAAUUGCUUCAAGCUCGCCAAGAACUGGGAUAGAGCUGGAGCAGUAUACAUCAAACUUGCUAGCUGUCAUUUAAAGUUGGAAAGCAAGCAUGAAGCUGCUUCAGCUUAUGUCGAUGCAGCAAACUGUCACAAAAAAAUCUCAAUUCAAGAUGCUGCACAGUCCUUAAACCAGGCUGUGAAUCUUUUCUUGGAGAUAGGCAGAUUGAACAUGGCAGCAAGAUACUGCAAGGAACUUGGUGAGUUAUAUGAACAAGAACAGGAUCUCGAGAAGGCCAUUGAUUACUUUGAGCGGGCUGCUGAUCUUUUUCAAAGUGAAGAAGUGACAACUUCUGCCAACCAGUGCAAGCAAAAAGUUGCACAAUUUGCUGCUCAGCUGGAACAAUAUCCUAAGGCAAUUGAAAUAUUUGAAGCAAUAGCACGACAUUCAAUGAACAACAAUCUUCUUAAGUAUAGUGUUAAGGGUAUUCUCCUUAAUGCUGGCAUUUGCCAGCUCUGUCGAGGUGAUGUUGUUGCCAUCACCAACUCAUUAGAGCGAUAUCAGGAACUUGACCCAACUUUUUCGGGCACGCGUGAAUACAAGCUUUUGGCUGAUUUAUCAGCUUCAAUGGAUGAGGAAGAUGUCGGGAAGUUUACUGAUGUCAUCAAGGAAUAUGAUAGCAUGACCCGACUGGAUCCUUGGAAAACCACCCUUCUGUUGAGAGCAAAGAGUGCACUGAAAGCAAAGGAAGAAGAAGAAGAUGAUCUGACUUGAGGCUCAUAAAUCUCAUUGCUUAUCCUUUCUUAUAUAUUUGUACUAAUUGGACGGUGGCUGUUGGUUUGUGUACUUGACAAGUUUGGAUGUAUGACGGAAAGGAUUGCUAUGCUUUUCAGUUGCGUGCAUGAGUCUAUUACUCAUCGAGUUUCUGUUUCCCCCCUCCAUCAUAAUACCUGAAUUUCUGCAAUAUACAGUUGGUGUUUAUUUUUUAUUCCAAGGCUGCAUUGCCAACAAAUGGGCAGCGUCUCUUCUUGCU